AUUAUAACAAUUUGUAAUCAAAACAAAACAAAAAGUGAAAAUAUACAAAUUUAAGAAAUUAGCUUUAAAAUGAGUAGUAGUUAUUAUUUUGCAAUCGUUGGACACAAUGAUAAGCCACUGUUUGAGCAAGAGUUUGUGAAUUCAAAAGAAGUGAAGAAAGAAGACCAUCGUCAUUUGAAUCAAUUUAUAGCUCAUGCAGCAUUAGAUUUGAUAGAUGAGCAUAAAUGGCGAAGCAAUACGACGUAUUUGAAGAAUAUCGACAAGUUUAAUCAAUUCUAUGUAUCAGCUUUUGUGACUGCAAGUCAAAUAUGUUUCGUGAUGGUGCAUGAUACUCAAAAUGAUGGUAUUAAAAAUUUCUUCAAUGAAAUUUAUGAAAUAUUCAUUAAAACAACUCUAAAUCGUUUCUAUGUUAUCAACAGUUCAAUUACAAGUCCGCAGUUCCAAAAGAAAGUUGAACUUGCAGGGAAGAAAUAUUUAUGUAAUUAAUUAAAAAUCAUAAGCGUAACUUGAUUCAAUAAACUUUUUGUUGUCCUUUAUUUUUUAAUAAAACUAGUAUUAUUUUGAGUUAAACGAAGAAGUAUUAAUCCGAUGUUAACAAGUAAAA
Messenger RNA from Clunio marinus, 604 nucleotides. Lineage: Eukaryota; Metazoa; Arthropoda; Insecta; Diptera; Chironomidae. The record is from the annotation of a GenBank genome assembly.